AUGGCGAUCACGAUUCAAGAAACCUCUGUGUUGUACAAUAACCAGUUUCGGCCUUAUCGCGGUAAUUUUCUUGAACCCAGAAUAUAUAAAAAACAUGUUCAAAAAAAAGCAUUAGAAAUAUGGAAGCAACUAGGUGGUGGUGAUAUAAGUGCAGAUUUUCUAAAAGCCCAAAUGAAUUUAUACAAAAACAAAAAACAUCUCUUCGAUGAUGAAUUCAUCGCAUCAGUUGAUACAGUUACUAAUUGGUGGAUGUCCAUAGAUCUUAAGAAUAAUGAAGAACAUAUCAAGCGCCUUGCUAUGAAGCUACAUUCUAUCUUCCCUCAUAAUGCUGCAUGUGAACGUCUCUUUAGUAUAUUAGGAUGGUAUUUUGGAAAAAGGCGAACUAGGCGAGUUCAUUUUUCUCUAUGUUGUAUAAAAUUUAAAUUGAGCCUUGAUCGUCUUGAGAUUAUGGCCCAGAUGUAUUCAUAUCUAGUUGAAAAUGUUGGGUCAGAACUUAAUUAUAUAGAACAAGAUUUUCGUCAAGAAGAUUUUCUAGCGAUUUUUAACAAAAUUGCAAGCUCUAUGGAAGAUGGAUCUGAUCUGUUUAAACAAAUGGAAGAGGACGUAGAAGAGCUUUCAGAAUUGGAUGACUUAGUGGGAGAGAAUUCGACAAAAUUAGAAGUCGAAAAUAUUAUAAAUUUAUCAUCUAAAUUAGAGAUUAAUGAGUCAAGUGCGAUUGAAAAAAUUGGAGAAGCAACUAAGAUGGGAAUUACACCUCAAGAUAUCUGUGAGCAAGUACUAGAACUUGCAAAAAAGGGUCUAACACCCUCACAGCUCUGUGUAUUCCUUCGGAACUUGUAUAAUUUUAAACCAGUUAAAGACAUUAUGGUGAAUAAAAUUUUUAGAAUCUUGAAGUCUUACGCACCCGAGAUUCCUGAAGACCUUUAUCAUUUGAUCAAGAAAGCUAUCGCUGUUUGA
Messenger RNA from Dentiscutata erythropus, 957 nucleotides. The record is from the annotation of a GenBank genome assembly. NCBI's taxonomy places the organism in Eukaryota, Fungi, Glomeromycota, Glomeromycetes, Diversisporales, Gigasporaceae.